AUGUCUGCAGUCAGCUCUCUCUGGGCUCCUCUGCUCCUCUUCAUCUCAGGGGUUGGAGCUAUGAUGGAACUGGAAUGUGGCUCUGCUCCUCUCAACACCAGGACCAGGACCAGGAUCGUGGGCGGAGAGGACGCGGUCGCAGGAUCAUGGCCCUGGCAGGUCUCUCUGACCGUGAUGGGGUUCGUUGGUCCUUUUCACUUCUGUGGAGGUUCUCUCAUCAACGACAGAUGGAUCCUGACAGCGGCUCAUUGCACGGAGAGUUUCAAAGCGUCAGACAUCACUGUGUACCUGGGACGCCACACGCAGGAGCAGACCAACCCCAACGAGGUGGUGCGCACCGUGAUGCAGAUCAUCAACCACGCAAAGUAUAACAACGACACGCUUCAGAACGACAUCAGCCUCCUGCAGCUCAACGACACUGUGUCCUUCAGCGACUACAUCCAACCGACGUGCCUCGCCGCGCACGGCAACGAGCCCGACAGCGGCACCAACGUGUGGGUCACGGGCUGGGGCAACAUCAACAAGGACGUGUCCCUGCCGUCCCCGGGCACUCUGCAGGAGGUCCAGGUCCCCAUCGUGUCCCAGACUCGCUGUGGCACCCUCUACAGACCCAACAUCAUCACUGGCGACAUGCUGUGUGCAGGCACCAGAACCAAAGGCUCCUGUCAGGGAGACUCUGGUGGUCCUCUCGUCCUGAAGAUGGGUGAGACCUGGGUUCAGUUUGGAGUGGUCAGUUUUGGUCUUGCCAGCGGCUGCACCGCUGCACCCACCGUCUUCACCCGUGUGUCCCGGUACAACACUUGGAUCAAGGACCGAGCGGGCAACAACACAGGGUUUGUGGAGGAGGUCCCGACCUCCCCCACAAACCCUGUGUUUGUGGCGGAGAACGGGACCUCCUCCAACGCCGAGAAUCUGGUCCAGACCCUGAGCAUCGUCCUGGUCCUGGGCUUGGCUCAGGUCCUCGCACCAUAG
Messenger RNA from Knipowitschia caucasica, 972 nucleotides. The record is from the annotation of a GenBank genome assembly. NCBI's taxonomy places the organism in Eukaryota, Metazoa, Chordata, Actinopteri, Gobiiformes, Gobiidae.